Messenger RNA from Mycena indigotica, 2307 nucleotides. Its product is annotated as Glycosyltransferase family 69 protein. The transcript is spliced from 11 exons. NCBI's taxonomy places the organism in Eukaryota, Fungi, Basidiomycota, Agaricomycetes, Agaricales, Mycenaceae. The record is from RefSeq and is a predicted model, not a curated record. Bases 1 to 2307 code for a protein of 768 amino acids.
AUGCACCUCAUGCAGGACACUGGCGAGCAGAACGCUCUCUCGAUCACUGAAACUCUCGCUAUCGACAUUCCACAUGCCCCUCCCGACCAUGUUGCCGCCGUACCAUUAACGGCAUUUGACCCGCAGCACUGCCCUCUUCUCCUCUUCUCCUCCCUCUUCGACCCCUGCAUGGACUGGCUUUCAGCCGCCCACCGCUCCUUGCUCGCCGCGCAUGCCCACAACCCCCAUCUCACCAUCUCCACUCUUUCCCUCCUAACCACGACGGCUUUCUACCGGCUUUUCUUCCUGCUUCUACUAUGGCGGCCACGGGCGGAGGCGUUCCCGGAAUCACGGACGCUAUUCGUUACCCUGCUUUUCGCGCUGCCGACAUGGGGGCUAGCAAUGUGUCUCGCGCAGAGCCACUGCUUGUGGUCGUCGAACAGGAGGAAGGAACGGGUGAACGGAGGAUAUAGCCUGGUGCCCUUCAACGAUGGAGAGUGGGCAGCGGACGUGAAAGACCCUUCUUGUCUCAUAUUCGGCACCAACGCAUUCGGGAGUUACAUGGCGUUGUUCUGCGUCGGACUCUACCUUGUGGCAACCUUCAGCCUGCCAGAAGACGUCCAGUAUGGCGACGUCAUCCGCGGAGCGCGUAGAAGCACAGUGCGGAGGAAAGAGGGCUCUGGCUCGGGCGAAAAGAUCUUCAUCGCAGCCCUGUUCCACAAUAACGAAGAGGUUAUUCCUCAUUGGACAAAAGAGAUUAUGAAGGUCAUCAACUAUCUCGGAGCGGACAACGUUUUCGUGUCUAUCGUCGAAUCUUACAGCAAAGACGCCUCUCCCGCCCUUCUCCGUUCAUUCGAAUCACGCCUCUCUUCACAAAAGAUACCCCAUCGCAUCCUGAUCCAAAACACAGCUGUUCCGCGUCCCGUCAGCAUGGAAACUGCGCCACCAAGGAUCGAGCUGUAUGACCGGGUGUUGUUCACGAACGACGUCUAUUUCAAUGCGGAGAGUGUGGUGGAACUACUAGAGACAAGAGGCGGAGGAUACGAUAUGGCUUGUGGCCUUGACUUUCAAUCGUGGGGGUUGUAUGACCUCUGGGUUACCCGCGACCUCAACGGCGGCCUCGUCUCGGGCCUCUUCCCAUACUUCCUCGAGCCGACACAAGCGGGGUCUGGAGAUGGGAUGGAGGGGAGUGUCACCCGGGACCCUUUCCAGGCGUGGAUUACGCCAAUGGAGGGGAGUAACCAUAGGAUUAACACUGCUGAUAAAGAUCUUCCCAUCUUGUCUUCUGCCUCGAUGUCUGACGGACAUUCAACGGUAGAGCUUCCUCCCGAGCUCGAGCGAGAGAUAUUUGAACUCGCGCUCUCGGAGUACCCCUCAGCUCUUCUCGCGUUGCUCCUCGUGUGUAAAAGAGUGAAUGCCUGGAUACACCCUCUGCGAUUUCGGGUUGUCAAGCUCAAUAAGUCAGCGCGCUGUCGUGAGUUCAUGAAUGAGCUCCGGAACAAACCAGCCUCCCUCAUGGCUUCCCACGUGCGCUGUUUGCUGGUCGAAACCCACCCCAAUCCCCGGUCUCGCGGCUUUCCCGACGCUGUUGACAUUUCAUUGGUCCUGGAGAAAUGCACUGGGCUCGUCAAUUUUGCCUGCUCGCCGCAUCUCCGUGGCUAUGGCACGAAACUACCCGAACUCGCGGCACGAGCACAAUGGAGGCGGGCCACACUCGACCUGUGCGCGUUCUUCGACUCCGGCCCAGAAAUAGAUUCGGAAAAUGUCUUCGUCACUCGCAGUCCUCGGACUGGGUCUAAAUCCAUCGACCCAGCUCAUCCGGCACUGGCCCACAUUACUCAUCUCAAUCUUCACGACCGAGUAACGGGAAACGAGGAAGGCGGCAUAUUACACAGGCUAUCUCCUGCAAUAUCUGGCUUACCUAAGCUCACCCACCUGCGAUUGAAUAUGGAAGCCAGCACAAACAUCAACCACAUCCCGCCCAUCCUCGCGCUGCUUGCCGCAUCCCCGCGAAUCAAUGUGAUGCUGCUAGGGACGUAUAUGUUCUCUGAAGACUGGACUGGCUUCUUCUCGUCGACGUCAGAAACUCCUGACGUCCGACUGGUGUUGCUCAAUUUACGUUCAAGCUUAAUGUCCGAAUAUGAUCGAUUCGUGGAAAACUGGGAAGCCGAGGCAAAUGGCGGUUACGAUCUUUGGGCGUGGGCAGACUGGUUUGUUGCUGAUAAAAGGGCGGGUUUCUACAAAAAAUCCAACUUAUGGCUUCCACAAGCUGAAUAUGAAGACGGUGAGGAAGAGUGCUACGCAGACGCUUAUUCCGAGUUUGCGUAG